Molecule: messenger RNA, 2202 nt
Organism: Symbiodinium sp. CCMP2456
Lineage: Eukaryota; Dinophyceae; Suessiales; Symbiodiniaceae
Source: the annotation of a GenBank genome assembly
AUGGGAGCAAGCAGUUGCUCUGCUCCAGAGAAUGUCGGAAGACGAGGUGGCUGCAAAUCAGAUUUCCUACAGCACCGCUGCGGCGGCCUGCGAGGGUGCAGGGCGGUGGGAGGUGGCAGUUGGACUCCUGGCGCAGAUGGCUGCGGAGGAACUGAUCCCGGACGUGAUCUCCUUCAGCGCCGUCAUCGGCGCUUGUGGUUCUUCGGCAGCCUGGGAUUCGGCGCUGGUGCUCCUUGCAGAUAUGCGGGCUGCGAGUGUGCGCACAGAUGCUGCUGCGGCGGGGGCAGUGCUGGGGGCAGUGGCCAAGGCUGGCAAGUGGCAGCUGGUUCUCUCCUUGAUGGCUUCCAUGGAAGCAUCGAUGCUCCGUCCUACGGCCGCGAGCCUUUCAGCAGCACUGCUUCUGUCUGCUGCAGCCUCCUCCGUCUUCAGAAAUCAGGCUGCACCGCCUUGAUAAGUGCAUGCGGGCGUGCUUCGGACUGGGCGUCAGGCCUGGCAGCUUUCCGAGAGAUGCCAUCGAGGCUUGUGCGGCAGGAUGUCCUUGCCUACAAUGCGGCUAUGGACUGCUGUCGUGCCGUCGGACACUGGAAGGAGGCGCUGUCGCUCUUUUCGGAGAUGUCCAUCCUUAGCCUGGAGCCCUCGGCCGGGAGUGUCACCACCUUGCUGUCAGUCUGCCGGAGUGGCCGAGCCUGGCAGCAGGCGUUGGCCCUGGCACCGCUGGCUGUAGCCGACUACGGUUUCAACUCAGCCAUCAGCGCUUGCGCGGAUGCCGGGAGGUGGGAGCAUGCCAUCUCGCUUUUGCAUGACAUGGAGCAGCACUCGUUGGUGCAAGGCACGAUGAGCUUCAACGCUGCUUUGAAUUCGCUUGUCCGCCAGGGAGGACACCGCUGGGAAACCUCGAUCUGCUUCCUUUCGAGGAUGGUGCAGAUCCGACUGCAGCCAGACGAAUUCAGCAUGAGCCCUUCGAUCGCUGCGCUGGGAGGCAGCGAGGGCUGGCCCGUGGCCCUCACACUGUUGGGCGGCAUGACUACCCGUGGCUUUGAGGCCUCAGCCUUUCCACGCAACGCGGCACUGGCCCGACUGGAGGAUAGCAGUCAGUGGCAGACGGCCACCGACAUGCUCGAGGCUGGCUGGCGCAAGAGGAGCUCGCCGGAUGUGCUGGCCUGCAAUUCUGUCAUCAGCAGUUGCAGUCGAGCUGGGGAGGCUCAGCAGGCCAGGAGACUUCUGGACAGGAUGCCAGAGAUGCGGCUGGCUCCGGACACCGUCAGCGUCAAUGCUGCGCUGGCGAGUGCAGACUGGUCUGAGGCGCUCGAGCUCCUGUCCUUCAUGUCCGACCACGAUCUCCAGGUGGAUGCCUUUACGAUUAGCACCUCCAUCCGUGCCUCGGCAGGAGAGCGAGGUCGGCAGCUCUUCCGGGACCUGUCUCAGCGUGGCGUAGAGCUGAACCAGGUUGCAUACAAUGCCGCAAUCGGGGCCUGUGCAUCCGGCGGGCGCUGGCAGGAAGCCGGUUCGCUCCUCCAGGAGAUGGAUGAGGUUGCCGUCGUCCCAGACAUGAUCAGCUUGAACUCUGCUGUGGAUGUUUGCGAAAAGGGUGGGCAGUGGCAGAUGGCCUUGCUCCUCUUGGCCGUUGCUGAGCAACGCAUGCUGCGCCUGGAUGCCGUGGGUGCCAAUUCAGCGCUGAGCUCUUGCGAGAAGUGUGGGCAGCUCGGCUCCUCGCUGCGCCUGCUGGCCAGGAUGGUGCACCUGCGCUUGAGUAACGAGAUAAGCUACACUUGCGCCAUCGGCUCCUGUGAGAAGUCUGGUGACUGGCAGCUGGCCCUCCAUCUUCUGGAGGAGAUGCAAGAAGUGAGUUUGCCUCCAGGCGAAAUCGCUUUCCGCGCAGUGAUCAGUGCCUGCCCCGGUCCGCAGUGGCCACUGGCAGUCAACAUGCUGGGCUACAUGGAGAGCGCCAACGUUUUUCCGCACGAGAUCAGCUUCAAUGCGGCCCUCGCGGCAGCGGCGCGAGGUGCAGCUCCAGCGCCGGUGGCAGCGGCACUUCUCCGGCGAAUGCGGGCCGCCGAGGUGCUGCCGGAUGCUGGCAGCUACAAAGCAGCAGCUGCCAUUUUCGAAAUGAGAGACAAGGCGCAGCCAGCGCUGCGUGUCUAUCAAGAAAUGAGCGGUUGCGUCGGCUCGCUGCUGUCUGCCGUCUUUGCCGACGCUGCCUAG